Molecule: messenger RNA, 680 nt
Organism: Dacryopinax primogenitus
Lineage: Eukaryota; Fungi; Basidiomycota; Dacrymycetes; Dacrymycetales; Dacrymycetaceae
Product: RBP11-like subunit of RNA polymerase
Exons: 5
Coding region: 134-583 (149 amino acids)
Biological process (GO): transcription by RNA polymerase II
Cellular component (GO): RNA polymerase II, core complex
Molecular function (GO): protein dimerization activity
Source: RefSeq, a predicted model, not a curated record
GUUUAUCAACACGGCCUCUCUUUUCCGUCGGCUCGUUCGCCGUUGAGUCGUGUUGAACACGAUUGAGCAUUCCAUCCACACAUUCAAGUGAUACGGAUAUCAAUAGUGUGGACUUGCUUAGGAACGUAUCACGAUGAACGCGUUGCAGCGCUUUGAGCUGUUCACGCUCAAUGAUGGUGAAAAGGCAAUCGAGGUGGUUGAAGAUACCAAGAUCCCCAAUGCCGCUACCAUUGUUGUUGCGAAGCAGGAUCAUACGUUAGCAAAUAUGAUACGAGGCUAUCUUCUGAAGAACCCGAAAGUUCUCUUUGCCGGAUACAAAGCACCACAUCCCUUAGAUCCUCACUUCAUCCUCAAGAUCCAAACCGACGGCACAUCCACACCACUAGAAGUGUUGCAGGAAACGUGCAACGCGCUCAUCGCGCUAGUCGGAAAGAUAGACGCCAAGUUCCGGGAGCAGUUCCAACAGAAGGAGCUCGAAAUCGGCUUGGAAGAACCGUUUGGUGCGCCGGGUGCUGGUAGACUGCCGAGAGGAGAGUAUGCGGAGCCGAGGAGGGCGAAUGCGAUGGAUUAUCUCGAUUUCUAGUGUCGGGCAUUGUGUAUGGGUCACAACUUUUCUUAUCUUGUCCUCUAUGUAAACAGUAUUGUACCUUUAUGUACCAGUUUCAGGAUCAAUGAAUUGC